Sciurus carolinensis (gray squirrel) is the source of this 5747-nucleotide messenger RNA. It is a transcript of the gene Znf250, whose product is annotated as zinc finger protein 250. The transcript is spliced from 7 exons. Gene Ontology annotation, biological process: regulation of cytokine production; regulation of immune system process; negative regulation of transcription by RNA polymerase II. NCBI's taxonomy places the organism in Eukaryota, Metazoa, Chordata, Mammalia, Rodentia, Sciuridae. Gene Ontology annotation, molecular function: RNA polymerase II cis-regulatory region sequence-specific DNA binding; DNA-binding transcription factor activity. The record is from RefSeq and is a predicted model, not a curated record. The coding region runs from base 2717 to 4663 and encodes 648 amino acids.
GCCAGUUCGUAUUUUCUUACAUGUUGAAAACUCACCCCGAGUGUCUUUUAACUAGAAUUAAGAUAUUUUGUUCUGGUUUUAGUGAUGACGGUGGUGGUGUGGUUUUUGAGGUAGAAGAGGUUAAGUUUGUAACGGUCACAUAUCUUUAAGGUUUUUGGGCUUGGUACCAUGUUUUAAAGGCCUUUUCCUAUUCCAAGAUGAUGAUGAUGAUGAUGAUGAUGAUGAUGAUUUAAUUGUAGAUGGACACAGUACCUUUAUCUUUUUGUGGUGCUGCAGAUCGAACCCAGUGCAUGACAUAUGCUAGGCCAGCACUCUACCACUCAAGAUUAUUUUUUAAAUAAUCUCUUGUUUUUCCUCUGGUACUAGUAAAAUGUGGAGUCCAGUUGUUUUGAUUUUUUUGUUUUUUUUUGUUUUUGUUUUUUUUAAUUUUAGGUGUGAGUGAGCUUGGAAUCUAGCUUCAUUUUUUUUUCCCUGUAAAUCAAGCGUUACUAACACUGUCCACCAACUAUUGAAUAAUGUAUUUUUGCAUUGAUUUAAAAAACCACCUUUGUCAUGUACCAAAUUCUUCCCUGCGUUUUGGGCCAUUUCUGUAGUUUCUGGUGACUUUGAGGUGCACACAGGUUUGGUUUACAAGCCACCUGUCUGUUGGUCUCUGCACCCCAAGCUUUCUGCAUUGAUAUUUUGCUUAAAAAGGCCCUUCCUGCAGAAAAUUAAAAAAAAAAAUUCCUUUAUGCUUUGAUAUUUUGCUUAAAAAGGCCCUUCCUGCAGAAAAUUUAAAAAAAAUUUUUUCUUUAUGCUUCUUCAAACUCUUUCUUGAUGUAGUUGUACAAUUUUAACUCUUAAUCAUUACUCUAAUGGAUUCAUUAGCUUUUCAGUAGAUGAUGUGAUUUUUUUCUGUUUAAAAUCUCUUUGUUUUUACUUCAUGGUUGGUUGUUGAGUGUUAUGAAAUUUUUAAUUUUUCCCAAAAUAUUCAACCCGUCAUCCUAGCACCUUUAGUGAAUUGUCCUUCCUCCAGCAGUUUGUCUCCUCACCACACUUAAACACCUGCUCUACUCUGUUCCUGAGCUGCCCAUUCUCCUGAGGCCCUUGUGGCUCUUGUCACUAUGACCCUGUGACAGGGCUCACUCCACCCCCAGCUGGUGAACCCUGCCACACUACCUUCACCCCCGGAAGAAGCUUGUCAGUUGUGAGUGCAGUUCAUAAAGUAACACCACUGCAAUUUAUGUUCUGUCCUUAUUUUUGAGACCUGGUAUAUGUGUCUUUCCGAUUGUCGUUUGUUGUUUGUGAGGUUUUGUAGUUUUCUUCAUACGAAUUCUGCACUUUUGGGGUUUUGGUGGUACUAGGGAUUGAACCCACGGACAUCCUAUCACUGAACCACAUCCCCAGCCUGUUUAUUUUUUAGUUUGAGACAAGGUCUCACUAAGUUACUGAGUCUCACCUGGAACUUGCCAUCCUCCUGCCUGAGCCUCCCAAGUCACUGGGAUUAGAGGCAUGCACCACUGCAUCAGGCCUGAAUCUACACACUUCUAAAAUUUAAGCUUGUUUGUCGUUGGUAUUUGUCAAUAGAAUCUGGCAUUUUCCUUCAUUUCUUUGACCACUGGUGUAUAGGAAAGCUACCAGUUUGGAUACAUCACUCUGAUGGUGUUUUCUGGGAAGGUUGCAGGAAUUGUGCUUAGCAGUGUUUUACUUUGCACUCACAGGUGACUAGGAAUCUGCCUCAUCAGAAGGUGCCUUCAUCUUGCAGGGCCAGGGCAUGGAGAUGAAAGAAACUGUUGCAAGAAGCCCAGGGAGUGAGAAAGGGAGAGUAGUGGCUCUGGGGGAGAUCCUGUUCCCUUACCCCAAUCCAAGAGACUGGGAAUGUUUCUGUCCCACCCUGCCUCUGUAAAUAGGGUCCUCUGGAAGGACAGGUGCAUGCUGCUCUGUCACAUCAAGACCUUCAGGAAUUCCAAAAGGAAUCACUGAUUGCUAGGCUUAGCUUAUAAAACAAACAUAUGUGUGUCUAUGCAAACCUCACAGUCUGUGCUUUUCAUGCCAUGGGUGUCCCUUCUUAGUUCCUGUGCUUGGAAUCCUGCCUGGCCAUGAUCAUAGGGGCAGACCAUGGACUACUCUGCUGGGCCUCCCUCUGGCUUGCUGGUGAAACAGGAAGAGAUGGUGUGAGAGCUGAGUGGGACAUUGCCCUCCGAGGGGGGAAAGGGCUACAGCUCCCUGAAGAAGGUCAUAAAGUCAGAACAGCUUCCUGGGAGUUGAACUGGGGACUGGAAGGACUUCUGAGCAGAGGACAAUCGGGGUAUUUCCCUAGGAAGGCAGAUGGAGAGGAUAGACAGAUGUAGGAGAGCCAUGAGACAUCCAAAAGGUGGUCACAAGUGUGGUCAGGAUGAGUAUGGAUGGUAGAAUAGGAAUUGCUGUGAGAGAAUGAAGAGGAGAGGAGGCUGUGUAGGUUUAUAGACCACGCCAGGAUACAAGCUGGGACACAUCUGAGAAGGCCCAACUGAGCGUGGUGCCCAGGAGACCAGUUGUGUCCCUGCUGCCAACAGUAGACAAGGACUUGGCCACAUGGAGAUCAAAGGAGACACCGACCAGGGCUGUUCAGGAUGGCAGAGGCUAUGACUGUGACAACUGCUCCCCUGAGAAGAGGAAAGGAUUGGAGACUACUUGGGGAGGGUCUGCUCCAUGGGUGGUGGCUGGACCAGGGUGUGUUCCCUGGGAGGAUAGUUAAAUGACGAGAGAUGCAGAUCUCUGCUGGUGCAGGAUGUCAUGGAAACAGCAGCCAAAGAGCCUGGACAGACUCCUGUGCUGUGGAUCAGAGUGCUGGCACGGAGGACUGGUGAGAGGGAACAGCAGGCCCGUGGUGGGUGCAGUUCCUUGGGUGUCACCUCUGCAUGCUCGUCACUCACUGCAUGAGAUCCAGAAACCCCUGGGACUCCCCGAAGGAAGUUGGGGCAAGGCCUGGCCCCUCCCACAGACCCACAGGAGCCUCCGAUUUCUGUCAUCCUCAGAGGCCCCAAGAAACAAGGUGAUGGCAACUGCCAAGCUCCUGCCACUGCCAACAGAACCCCAGGCCAAGGUAACCUUUGAGGAUGUGGCCGUGCUCCUCUCUCAGGAGGAAUGGGACCGCUUGGGCCCUGCACAGAGGGGCCUCUACCGAAACGUGAUGAUGGAGACCUAUGGAAACGUGGUCUCACUGGGACUUCCAGGAUCCAAGCCCAAUGUCAUCUCCCAACUGGAAAGAGGGGAAGACCCAUGGGUCCUGGAUGGGCAGGGGGCCAAGGAGAGCCAGGGCCUAUGGAACGGCUACUCAGACAACCUCAAAUGUGACCGCACUGCAGUCAGUGUGCAGGACAGCUUAUCUUGUCCAUGGGAAUGGAAAACAAAGGAAGAGAACCAAAAUACAGAUUGGCCCCUAAAGCCAUUAAUCUCAGAUGCUGUUACUGUGCAUCUGGGGAAAGCAUCGCCAGGGAGCACCACUCAAGAACCUCCUGACCCAGAGCGGAGCUUCUGCCUGCGUCCAAGCCCUGUCAGUCCCCGCGAGCCUCGGGUCCUGAAUCCCAGCGAGGCACCCGGUGGAGAGAGGCCUUACAUGUGCAUCGAGUGUGGGAAGUGCUUCGGGAGGAGCUCCCAUCUCCUUCAGCACCAGCGGAUCCACACAGGCGAGAAGCCCUACGUGUGCGGCGUAUGUGGGAAGGCCUUCAGCCAGAGCUCAGUCCUCAGUAAGCACAGGAGGAUCCACACUGGCGAGAAACCCUAUGAGUGUAACGAGUGUGGAAAAGCCUUCCGAGUGAGCUCGGACCUUGCUCAGCACCACAAGAUCCACACGGGAGAGAAGCCUCACGAAUGUGCGGAGUGUCGGAAGGCCUUCACCCAGCUCUCGCACCUCAUCCAGCACCAGCGGAUCCACACGGGGGAGAGGCCCUACGUGUGCCCACUGUGUGGGAAGGCCUUCAACCACAGCACCGUGCUGCGCAGCCACCAGAGGGUGCACACCGGGGAGAAGCCUCACCGCUGCAGCGAGUGCGGGAAGACCUUCAGCGUGAAGAGGACGCUGCUGCAGCACCAGCGGGUGCACACCGGAGAGAAGCCCUACACCUGCAGCGAGUGCGGGAAGGCCUUCAGCGACCGCUCGGUCCUCAUUCAGCACCACAACGUGCACACGGGGGAAAAGCCCUACGAGUGCGGCGAGUGCGGCAAGGCCUUCAGCCACCGCUCCACCCUCAUGAACCACGAGCGGAUCCACUCGGAGGAGAAGCCUUACGCUUGCUACGAGUGCGGCAAGGCCUUCGUGCAGCACUCCCACCUGAUCCAGCACCAGAGGGUGCACACCGGGGAGAAGCCCUACGUGUGCGGCGAGUGUGGGCACGCCUUCAGCGCACGCCGCUCUCUCAUUCAGCACGAGCGGAUCCACACUGGGGAGAAGCCCUUCCAGUGCACCGAGUGCAGCAAGGCCUUCAGCCUGAAGGCCACCCUGAUCGUGCACCUGCGGACCCACACCGGCGAGAAGCCCUACGAGUGCAGCAGCUGCGGGAAGGCCUUCAGCCAGUACUCGGUGCUCAUCCAGCACCAGCGCAUCCACACAGGGGAGAAGCCCUACGAGUGUGGGCAGUGUGGGCGUGCCUUCAACCAGCACGGCCACCUGAUCCAGCACCAGAAGGUGCAUGGGAAGCUGUGAGCCUGGGGCAGCGGCUCCCUCAGGGUUCAGAGCCACAAGACCUUUGCCGGGAGAAGCAGGGGCCUUUUCCUCCUGUGGAAAAGCUGCAGAACGUGUGCCUCGUUUCCUCAGCGCCUGAAGUCGUGUCAAAGGAUGACCAUGCAAUCAUCGUGAGGUCUGGGUAAAGGCAGCCAUGAUUCCUCGUUUCUUCAACAUUGGACAGUUCGUUUGAAAGAAGUAACUAAAGGAAGUUAAAGCAAAGGAUUGUCCCGAAAGAUUCCCUUACAUUCCCAGUGAGGCUCUUUCUCUUAGGGGGUGGUAUGCCUUUCCCAAAGAGUGAACCAGUUAGCUGUGACACUUAGAACCAUGGAUUGUUUUCAGUAUUCUUUUGAAACACAGAAGUGCUGUGUGCAUAAAGUGAUAUACAAUAGAUUGUCAUCAAGUAUCACAUGACAUCGCUGAAAAUUCUAAGUGUGGAAAUACCUGUGUGUAUGAAGAGAAGUCUAAAGAUUCAUUCAUGAUAAGUGAUGUAAAUUCUGAAAACUUUUAUCUGGUGCUUUAACUUAUUCAAGACCAGAAGGAAUAUCCUGACACUUUAGUAAAAAUGCAACUAAAAAAUGGGUAUUUCCUCAAACCUGUCCUCAUGACCUACAUACUCCGCAUGACAGAAAUUCUGGAUCUCUGGGACCUGUUAGGGCCCAAGCAAGAAAAUAUUGCUAAAAAGACGAUUCCUUGGUGCAUGUUGUUUUGUUUUGUUUUGUUUUGUUUUGUUUUGUUUUGUUUUGUUGGUCCCAAGAGUUGAACCCAGGGGUACUCACUCCCUGAGCUGCAUCCUCAGACCAUUUUAUUUUGUAUUGUGAGACAGGGUCUUGCUGAGCUGCUUGGGGCCUCAGCCUCCCAUGGUGCACCACUACACCCGGCAGCGCAUACUUGAGAACAAAAUUCUCAGACUCUUUUACUAGCUCUAAUAGUCAUUCCUGUACUCCGGUUGUUUGUUUGUUGUGUGUGUGUGUGUUGUUGUUGUUGUUAACUCCUGGUUCAAGAGAGUCCAGUAUCCAUUGCCUGUGAUAAUUUGGUUCAUUCAUGAUUAAAUGUUCGUUCAGAA